Vicia faba (fava bean) is the source of this 645-nucleotide messenger RNA. Lineage: Eukaryota; Viridiplantae; Streptophyta; Magnoliopsida; Fabales; Fabaceae. The record is from the annotation of a GenBank genome assembly.
AUGUCUCUGUUCAAAGCGAUGCGAAUUUUGUGGUUUAAACUCCAGCUGUAUUGUCAGAACAAUGUCGCUCAUCGCGUUUUACAGAAACUCGCCAAGAGAUACUUUGGCACAUUCAAAAUCAUUAAAAUUGUUGGAUUUGUGGCGUAUCACAUGGAUCUUCCAUCUUCAUCUCGUAUCCACCUAGUUAUCCAUGUUUCCCUCCUGAAACCUUACCAUGGCGGAGCACCUGAGAGAGAUCUUACACCUAUUCCAACUCCUGACUGCAUCCAUUACGAAGAACAAGGCGUUCUUCCAACCCAGACCGCAACACAACAAGAGGUGAGUAAGAGUCCAAGGGAAGCAGUACACGCUCCCAACAAGAAGAAGAAGUUUUUGACAUUUGAAGGAGAAGAGAAGUUUUCAUAUUUGUCAAAAUGGGUUUCAGAAGGUUCUUUGAAGACAGAGAAAGAUAAGAAACUCAAAGUGCACGUGAGAAGUAUACAAGUAGAAAAUGGCAAUCUCAAAUUGUGCAAGUCUCUUAACGUGGGGGUAUCACGUGACUUAGAAGACCCCAAGUGGCCUAAGCAAAGUUUCGAUUUUACCCUUCCAUUUUCCAAUGUCUCUUUUGAUACGCCAACUGCAACGUUAAUUCCAACAUGCAUGUGA